Molecule: messenger RNA, 585 nt
Organism: Mesorhabditis belari
Lineage: Eukaryota; Metazoa; Nematoda; Chromadorea; Rhabditida; Rhabditidae
Source: the annotation of a GenBank genome assembly
AUGUCUUCUCGAACCUUUUUUACCUUAUUAAUCUUUUCUAUCGAAACUUAUGCAAAAGUAGCCGAGAAUUGGCCUUGGCCGGACCUUGACUGGCUUCAUUUACAGCAGCCAAAAUCUUGGGAUCACGAUAAAGGCAAAAUGUUUGGUGAUGCUUUAUGCAAAAAAUUUGAUAAUGCUGAGAUUUCAUUAAAUGAAACCCGUUCUCCAGAAGAAAUGAAACAUUUCAUUCAGAAGUUUUUGAAGUUGAGAGAUUACUAUUGUUCUGCGAACGUGAAGAAUGAACUGAAUGCUUUCACUCCACUUGUCCGAAGGUGUUCAACUGCCAAAAUUGAUGCAAAAGUACAAGAGAUUUGCCAAGAGCAAAGCAUGAUGUCAAGUGAAGAUUGUCGCUCCGAUGAAGAUUUGCUGCUUUGUGAAAUCUUCUCGAGAGCUCAUUUCUGUGGAGGAAAGAGGCAAAAGUUUGUUUCGUUGGCGGAAUUCACGAAGAUCAUUGUUAGUUUCGAGUUCCCAAAAGAAAUCUCUCAACCAGAGCCCUGUUAUCAACACAUUAUUGAAACGUUGGACUGGAUCAUCGAGGAUUUUUCG